Phytomonas sp. EM1 is the source of this 2319-nucleotide messenger RNA. The record is from the annotation of a GenBank genome assembly. NCBI's taxonomy places the organism in Eukaryota, Euglenozoa, Kinetoplastea, Trypanosomatida, Trypanosomatidae.
AUGCUAACAGAGGCCUUUCAAGAUGAGGGUCAAGCCAUCGCCAAGAGUUUCUUCGUCUCGUCUGACGUCUCCGAGAAGGCGUGGAGCAGCGUUAGGCUCUUGUCUGAGGCGGAUGAUAUCACGUUCUGGACAGUUAUAGCACAUCACGAUAGGUUAUCAAGCGUCUUUACCAAUUUGGUGACGGCGGUUGAUCAGGCACACAGCUCAGCAUCCCUCGCGCGCCGUCGUUCAAUUCGAAAGGAGGAUGAGCACGCCCUAGGUGUUAUUUUUAUACGACUGGCUACCACCACAGCGGUUUGCACGAGGCGCCAUGUCGGGGUGAUGAACUUAGCUAUGCGCCUUGAUAAAAUCCUCCCUCUCUCGCUAAUCUUUUCGAUUUCUGCGAUGUUGCUUCGUCGGAGCGGGCCCGCCGCGUCCGUGUGUGUGAGCUCCUUCUUUCUCUUGAACCCCGGGUAUCUGUGCCGUUUGCCGUUAUUUAUGAUGGGCUGGUAUGAUGCUAUCAACCGACUUGCCACGCGGUGCAAGUCAGAGCUCCAGCGAGGUCGCUUUCAGCGCGUGGCGGGAGAUAUCCUCCCCCUCCUCGAGCAGAGCUUUCGCCAUGUGAGACAACUAUGGGCUGCACUCCACUGUAGCCCAUUUCUGGCGGAUUAUGUGAGCACCACACGUGUACUACGCGCCAUGCGCAUCGUUGUGGAUGUAAUUUCGCCACUCCUGCAGCAUUUCGUGAUGCUAUGCAAGGAUCUGAAUCCUAUUCGAGACAUCUUGUCGCAGGCCAACUCGAUCCUAAUCAACUCCGCCCUCAACGUGUCGAUCUUGCUGAUUUUAUUUCAUCGCUUCGACCAUGUUGCCGGGCAUCGUUCCUGGGUGCUGCCCAAGCCAGUUGAGGAAACUUACGCUGCGCUGCAGGAGGCUAUCGAGCGGUACGCGAUCGGGGUGCCCGCGCAGCUUCUCGGCAGCCGCCACGUAUUUAAAAAUUUGCCCUCCCUAAUUAGCACGUUAGUUCCCGCAACAGCGGACGACCAGGACACGCAAAUCGGUAAGGUGAUUCUGACGGUGCUGUCUGAGGAAAUCCAGGGCAGUAAGGAUUUUGUGGAGCUUCUCAACAGGGAAAGUUGCCGCCAGCGUUAUGGCGAACUUCUACUUCUGGAGCUCACUCACCAAGGCGUACGGUUUGACGAACUACUAAGCAGGCAAUUUUUAACCAUACACGAGGCAGAAAAACUCGGGGUCUGCGAAGAUGUCAUUGCGCGUGCUCUUUCAGGACCUCUGCAGGAAUCAGCGAAUGACAUGGUAGGGGGCGCGGGCAUUGAAAGCAGGGCGAAUACCACCUUUGUUGACGCCCCUGUAAAGCUUUCCGAAGACAAAGGACCCUGCGCAAGCGCUAGUGGCAACCCCCCCGGUGACGUGGAAACCAGCGUGGCGAUGGUCCGGGAAGUAUUUCCGCAGUUUAGCGUAUCUGGCAUCCGCUUAGCGCUAGAUUACUACGGCGAUGUGGAACAGUUUAUCUUUGACGCCAGUAUAAAUAACAUUCCACCCCAUCUUGUGGAUGUGCUAAAUGCCGCUUCCCCCCCUCCCGAAAGGGCUGUGGACGCGCCGGUGGAGGAUUGCGAAUCUGCGGAACCGGCGCCACCGCAGGCCUCCGUCACGAAAGAGGAUCUCGACGACACUCUUCGUGGGGUUGAUUUCCACCUCUACCUCGGCAGUGAUCUCUGCGAGCUACUCUCCGGAGGCGACGGGGAGCAGGGCGAGGGCGAUGCAAACAACACGAUGUGGGGUACCACCUACGCUGGGGUUGUCAGUUACCGCAAGGAGGACAUUGACAUUCCGGCGGCAAAUCUUGCGUUUAACAUCGACGAAGACCUCAAAGACAAAAUUCGAAUGCUGAACGAGCUUAUUUAUGAGGACGAGCCCGACGAUACAGGGCUUGACGUGGCUGCAUUUGAUGCAAACGUGGAGGACAGCACGGAUUCCCAAUCCUGGGUGGACAAAGGUGCUGGUGAGCCGACCAGAGAUGAUGAUGUGGUGGCGAACUCCCCCACGAGUGGGACCCGUGCUGACUCGUUGCCCGUAACGUCAAGGAAAAUACCGAAUGAUGACUACAACAAAAAGCGGUUUCAUGUUAAGCAAACGAAGGAGCGUGCUGAGUUUCUGAAGAAGCGGUACGCCGACGGUACGGCGCCAGCCGUAGAUGGGGCGAACAAGGGGCCCUCUUACACGAAAAAGAAGAAAACUGAAAGACGACCCUUAAAGAAAAGGGCUGGCGACAAUAAUGCCUUGCUCAGGGCUGUGCGAAAAGGGCGCCUGCAUGCUGAUUUUUGA